UUUAUUUAACCAGGUCGAGAAACUUUCUUUGACUUCCUGCUGGGAACCCUCACCUGGUUGCCCUUGGUUACAGGAUGGAGCGGCCUGAUUGGACAGAAGCUUCACUGACGCCCUCGUUAGCAGCAGCAGCUCGUUAGCCAAUCAGGAUCUCUGCUCAUCUUCCACAUCAGCAGGUGACAUGCCGGCUGCCAGGAAAGAUGCCCAGAGGAAGACUGAGUCUAGCAGCAGGAUGUGGGAGGAGCCUCAGCCCGGCCCGUCCAGGGCGCCGCCCUGCAGGCAGGGGUACUGCAGCUACUGCAGGGUGAUAUACAGCAGCCUGGAGCAGCACCUGUCGAGCUCCCGUCACACUCAGUGUGUGCGCCUGUCGUCCCGCGGCUCCUCGGUCUCCUCGGUGGGCAGCAGCAGGACCAGCAGCCUGAUGGAGCGCUUCCUGCAGGACGUCCUGCAGCACCACCCGCACAACUACAACGACUCCAGGCCGUCCCACGCCGACCUGCCGUCUCUCUCCACUCCUCUGUUGCCGAGGGAGGAGCUUGCUGAGCUCUGCGUUUCCAACGACGACAGCCGGUCGCUAGGCACCCGCGAGGACCUGCCCAGCUCCGAUGACGCUUCCUGUCAGCCGGCCAAUCAGCAGCAAGACGACGACCGCGGCCAAUCAGAUGUCAGCGUGACGGAGGAGGCGGGGCAAGACAGGCUGUCUCCACCAAUCCCAGAGCAGGAAGCGAGACAGACGCCGCCCACCACUGCACACACACACUCACCACACACACACUCACCACAACCACACACACAACCACACACACAACCACACACACAACCACACACACACUCACCACACACACACUCACCACAACCACACACACACUCACCACAACAACACACACACCCAACAGAGCCAGAUGCAGAUACACACACACACUCUCCACCUGCACACACACACACACACACACACCCGGCCCCGUCUGUCCACAGGAAGGCUCACAGGAAAACCAAUCGGAGAAGAGAGAGUGACUCCUCCUCCGGCGGCCACGCCCCCCAGGCCCCUCCCCCGUGUCCCCCGGGGGGCGUGGCCCGGUCCCCCCGGCCCCCCCGGCCCCGGGCAGAGGGGCUGCCCUGGCAGAGCUGGGAGAGGAAGAGGAGGGAGGCUCAGAGAGACGAAGCUUUCUCCUCCGACCACACAGACCCCAUGGACCAGACCAUCGAGGAGGUCAUUGCGUCUCACUGCCAGCAGGGGGAGACAGAGAGCCUCCACUUCAGUCUGCCCAGCUCCCUGCAGACAGAGAGCGACGACUGGGACACACCUGUGCAGGUGGUUUUGGAGCGACGCGGAACACUCACCAACACACACUCCUCACACACACCUGUCCAGGUGGCACACUCCUCCUCACACACACCUGUCCAGGGGGCACACUCCUCACACACACCUGUCCAGGUGGCACACUCCUCACACACACCUGUCCAGGUGGGCCAGGCGGAGGGGCGGGACCUGAGCGGGCUGAUGGAGGUUCAUGUGGAGCUGGAGGACCAGGUGUACACACACCAGCUGGACUCCGCCCUCCACAGAGAGAGGAGGGGGGUGCAGGAGGAGGGGUACCGGGUUCUGCCGGUGGAGCAGAUCCUCCCAGCCCCGCCCCACAUCCCAGAAUCCUUCAGGGGGAAGACCUGGGCUCAGAUCGAGCAGGAGGACGAGGAGAAGGUGGAGAACCUGGUCCGACAGUUCAGACAGGGAGUCUUCGUCUGCUACUUUGACAGCGAGUCUCUGGCCAGGUACGGCAGCAGGAGGAAAAGCAAAAGGGGGCGUGGUCAAAACAAGGAGGUGGAGCCACUGCCUGACGUCCUGCCCCUGUUUGAUCACAAUGAAGACGAGCCUGCUGACACCAGGAGGAGGAGGGGGAGGAGGAGGAGGGGGAGGGUCUUCAGGCUGGCGUCCAGGUGCCAGGUGGUUAAGGUCAGCCACAGCACUCAGACCGCCCCAGUGGUUGUCCCGGCAGUCCGUCAGCCUGCUCCAGAGGUUCUGGCCACACCCGUUAGCGUCCAGCCAGCCAAUCAGGAGUCCAGUAAGACUCCUGCAGAGUUAAAGACUCCUGCGAUGCAGACCGGGACGAGCGCGCUGUGCCUCCCCUCGUCUUACACCCGCAUCAUCACCCCCCUGCAGCCCCGCACCUCUGUCGUCUACCUCCUGUGUUCCCCUGACAACCCUGCCUCCGAGCACACGCCUCCCACAAGCUCCACCCCCAAACGCUGCAGGAAGAGGAAGAGGCCGCUGGAGCACGACAUCCAGGGGUUAAAGGUCAAAUACAAACGGCUUCCCUUCAGAUUCUAUGACCCGAGCAGCAACCAGAUCCUCAAGAACGCUCCUAAAGGUUUCCUUUCGCACCGCAGCUCCGCCUCCUCCUCCAAGCCACCGCCCACCUUUGUCAGACAGCUGUUCAGAAGUCUGAGCCCCGACUUGAACUCGGAGAGGCUGAGGGGGGAGGGGGGGAAAGGGGGAAGGAGCAGGGCGGGCAGCGGCACCUCUGGGUCGUCCGGGGUUAAAGUUAAAAAGUCAUCUGAGACUUCGCCCUUCAGCCAUUCCACGCUGUCCAACAGCAGCCAUUUUGUCCUGGGAACGCUCAGUGCAGACUUGAAGACUGGGAAACAGGAGGUGGCAAGGAGACGGGGGGCUGAGAGGGCUGGAGGAAGGACCCCUUUGACCCCACCCACUCCAUCUCCUCCUCAGAGAACCGGCAGGACGGGGAGGGGGAGGGGAGGGAGGAGGGAUAGGACACGCCCCCCGCCCUCCAAGAAGAGGGGUAGGGAUCCCGGGAUGCCGCCGCAGACCAGAAGAGGAAGCUCACGACGGGCGGGACAUAGCAGGAAACUCCCGGUGUCUCGUUCUACCCACAAUCCCCCAGCAGCAUGCACAGAGCACCUCCCUCGAACCUCCUCCUCCCGCAGGGUGAGGAAGAGGAAAGGGCGGGGCUGUCCCUGCUGUGAGGAGGGGUGAGGAAUGAUGCACCUUAAUUGAAACAUGUUGCAGAACAGGUGACACCUGCCCAGGUAGCAGCAGGGACCAACAAGGCGUCCCAGGAUGGACGGAGACACAGUAGGACGCGUUGGGUGACACUGAUAGGGGGCGCUAUUAGGGACAGGAAGUAACGUGGGUGGUCUGGACAGAGGACAGGACGACCAGAGAAGACAAGUCAGGAGGAGGACAGGGCAAGUCAGGAUGGGGCAGGGCAAGUCAGGAUGGGGCAGGACAAGGAAGGAUGGGGCCGGACAAGGAAGGAUGGGGCAGGGCAAGUCAGGAUGGGGCCGGACAAGGAAGGAUGGGGCAGGACAAGGAAGGAUGCGGCAGGACAAGGAAGGAGGAAAGGAUAAAACAGAGGAGGACGGCACAAGGCAGGAGGACAGGACAAGAUGUGAGAGGACAGAAUAAGACCAGACAGAGGAGGACAGGACGGAUCAAUAUGGGACCAGACAGAAUACAACAAGAGGAGACAGGACAGGACAGAUUGAGACAGGACAGAAGAAGAAAGAUCAAGAUAGGGUAAGACAGAACAGAACAAUGUUAGAGAACAAGAUGGAACAGGACAAGUCAGAGGAGGACGGGGCAAAACAAGAUGGGGCAGGACAAGAGAUAAAAGGACAAGAAAGGACAGAACAAGAUGGGUUAAGGGCAAGACAAGUCUACAGAAUAAGACAAAGACAGGAGAGAACAAGAUGGGACAGGGCAAGUCAGAGGAGGAUGGGCAAGGACAAGCAAGGACACAAGAAGACAGGGUAUACAGAAUUAGGCAAGACCGGACAAGACGGGAUAGAACAGGACAGAACAAAACAAACAUGGGAGAGGACAGAGUAAGACCAGACAGAGAAGGACAGGACAGAUCCAGACGGGACAGAGCAGUUUUCAAAGUCAGUGGGACAUUUAAUGGCAGGUGGGCAGGUAAAAGUUCACCUGUGCUCUGAGGGUUCCAGGUACCUCAGUGUUCAGUUGUCCCGUCGGGGGAUCGGAGGACGACCAGAGGAUGUGGAACUUCUGGAACGUCAACUCCAGGAACUUUUGGGUUAUGGAAUACCCAAAAAACUCUUCAGACGUGAUAUUUAUUUUCCAUUGACAUUGUCUUCAGCUGUCUUGUUCUGCUGGUGGAGGUACCAGGCACUCAUCACUCUGCUGUUUUUGAGCCUCAUCUUCAUCGCUCCUCUUCAUCCUUUCACAUCUUGGAUUUGUUAUCAUCUUCAUCAUCUAACAGCUGAUGCUGUGUAGGUUGGUUGGUAUCAUCAUGUUGUUACCUUGUUACCUCACAUUGUACCAUGGUGCACGGUAUUACUGACCAGUUUUCAAAUAUUAGAAUGUAAAUGCUGUGUUUGUGACCUCACUGCUGUACCAUCUCCCACCACAAGGUGGAGCCACACCUCACUGGACCCUCAGGGUGUUAAGGUGCUUCGGUCUAUAUGUGAGUUGGCUCCCGUGGCGUUCUCACAGGAGUAUGGAAGAGCAUCAGGGCAACAGAAAAAUAAAAUGUUCUGAGAUUAAUCUCAGAAUUCUGAGAUUAAUCUCAGAACAAUUUCAGAAUUCUGCAGCAUGCAUCACUGGCCCAGUUUGGGAACGUGUUUUAGUCUGGAACCUCUGAGUUCAUUGUUGGCUUCUAUGGGGUGUUAGCUAUGAUUGCACAUCUAAAUGUCUCUGGAUGUUAUUGGACAGACCUGCAACCAAUCAGAGCAGCGUGUGACGUAGUGCUGAUUGACCGCUGAGCCUCAAUGAUGUCAGUCAUCAUGUAAACCCCACCCCAUAUUAGGUAAACAUUUGUGAUUGGCCGACCUGGGCCAGGUGGGCUGUAAUUCUGUCUGAACAGGAGGGGGAGCUCGCAGAUUCAUCUGGUUCCCAGGCUCAGAAUUCUGACUUUAAUUUCAGGAGCAGUUUUGUUUGUUUGCCCUGAUGCUCCUCCGCGGAAACCAGGAACUGCAGAACUUGAAGGCUGGAAAUGGUUUUUCAGAAGCUAUGCCCCAAACGUUAGAUGCUGUACAGGGGCUAAAAAAAAUUGGUGCUAACUGCCUGUCCAUCUGUAUUUUUUUUUUUUUUUUUUUUUGAGUACUGUUUAUAAAAUUAUAAUUUAAGUAUUAGUUUCCAUUUUUGUAAUAAUAUAUAUUCAGUUUUAAGAAGAGGCACUUCUCAGAGGGUCAGGUGGAGGCUGUUUGUCAUUAUCGGUACAAACCUGAAAUCUGUCCAGGCACCUCGUCUGGUUCCUGUCUGUCUGGAGAGGGCAGGUGACGCCACGGUCAGACAUGACACAGGUGAUGCCGUCGCCCUCGAGGGGGGGCGGAGCCUGAACGCCAGCAGCUCGCUUCAGAGCCCCGGACCUCCACAUCUGUUUCGUGGAUUGCCUUGAAAUUUGAUCCCAACAUUCAUGAUGGAACCUGGCUCUGGUGACCCAGUGAGCCUCCCUCUGGCGCCACCAGCAGGCCCGGCGGGGCGUCUGCUCUUGAAAUAACUCACAUUGUACUGUGUUAUCGCUCAUGUUCAUGGUGUGUGUUCUGUGUCUGUUCGGCCGUGGCGGCUGUCGCUGCUCUUCUGUUUGUUCCAAACAAAGUGGACAUGUAAAACGCAUCACUUCCUGUGCAGCAGGAAGGAUGGAACAGAUGGUCAAGGGAUUUCCAGGCCUGGAAAACACAGCCCUGUGAUUCCAUGACUCAUCCUGAUCUGUGCUCCACCCCCUGACCCCCUGACCCCUGACCCCCUGACCUCUCUCUGGCAGGGGGAUAGAUGAUAAAUAAUUUCCUUAAGGGAAUGAUAAUGGGCCAGUAUUGGAUCAAUAAUGGAUCAGAUUACUUUGGGACUGAGGUGACAUUCCAGAUUAAAUUAAAGACAAAGUGUAUUUUUGCCUCGUUAGUGUGCUGGUGAAAGGGAUCAUGGGACAUGGUUUGGAUUUCUGAGCCUGUAAAAGGUUCGUUAGCAGCCAUGCAGACAGGAAGUCAGGGUAAACACACACACACACACACACACACACACAC
Molecule: messenger RNA, 5991 nt
Organism: Myripristis murdjan (pinecone soldierfish)
Lineage: Eukaryota; Metazoa; Chordata; Actinopteri; Holocentriformes; Holocentridae
Gene: zdbf2
Product: zinc finger, DBF-type containing 2
Exons: 10
Coding region: 179-2986 (935 amino acids)
Biological process (GO): genomic imprinting
Molecular function (GO): nucleic acid binding; zinc ion binding
Source: RefSeq, a predicted model, not a curated record